CAUUAAUAACUGGAAACCUUUUAGACCGCCUGAGAUCUGGUGGCUCACAUUUCUGCUGCACAGAUCCCUUAAACAACUUAAUAGUGAGUGAGGACUGCAGGGCUAGUGUUGCAACCAUGCUCAAACCGGUGCACAAUCUUUGAUAAUGCUUUUCAUAUUUGGUCUACACACUGUGAUGUAAUAAUUACGAUAGUAGAAAGCGCGUUCCCGAACCAGCUGUCCCGCUCCGCGUGUCAAUCGGGGUUUGGGCGCGAGCCGCAGGUCUCCUUUUUAAAUCGAGGGGGAUGGAAUUUGGGCUGUCAUCGGUGACAGACAGAGGAGAGGAGCUGAUGUCUUGUGCGUCAUUUCUUUUUUUAUUUUCUUUUUAAACAACCUCAAUAGCACUUAAAAUAUAUGUAUAUUUAUAUAACCCUCCACCCCUUUAAAAAAUAAUAAUUUUAAAGCUUUAACAGCAGCGAAGACAGCUUACCUCGUCUCCAUUCUUUCAAUAACAAUAAUAACCAUGUACAGAUAUCUGGGCGAGUUUGUCUCUCGCGGAGCCGGUUCCGCUUUGGCCUCGGGUUGCGCUGACUCCGCACUGCCGGCCUCCGCGUCCCUGCUGCGGGUGCGCCACUACAGCGAGGCAGUCGGGGGCCAGAAGGAAGACGACCCCAACUUCUUCAAGAUGGUGGAAGGGUUUUUCGACCGCGGCGCCAGCAUUGUCGAGGACAAGCUCGUGGAGGACCUCAAAAAUAAAGAAACGGUGCAGCAGAAGCGCCACCGGGUCCGGGGAAUCCUCAAGAUUAUAAAGCCCUGCAACCACAUACUGAGCGUGUCAUUCCCUCUCAAGCGCGACAACGGGGAGUGGGAGGUGAUCGAGGGCUACCGAGCCCAGCACAGCCAGCACAGGACCCCGUGCAAAGGAGGUAUCCGUUACAGCGCGGAUGUGUGCGUGGAUGAGGUGAAAGCCCUGGCUUCCCUGAUGACCUACAAGUGUGCUGUUGUUGAUGUACCAUUUGGAGGAGCCAAGGCAGGAGUGAAAAUCAACACAAGAAAUUACUCUGACACUGAAUUGGAAAAAAUCACAAGAAGAUUCACACUUGAGCUGGCAAAGAAGGGCUUUAUUGGACCUGGCAUUGAUGUCCCUGCCCCUGACAUGAGCACCGGAGAAAGGGAGAUGUCCUGGAUCGCAGACACCUACGCCAACACCUUGGGCCACAAUGAUAUCAAUGCCCAUGCCUGUGUGACUGGGAAACCCAUCAGCCAGGGAGGGAUCCACGGGAGGAUCUCUGCCACGGGCCGCGGCCUAUUCCACGGCAUCGAGAACUUCAUCAAUGAGGCUUCCUACAUGAGCAUGCUGGGCUUGAGCCCAGGGUUUGGGGACAAGACCUUUGUCAUUCAGGGGUUCGGUAACGUGGGUAUGCACUCCAUGCGCUACCUGCAUCGCUAUGGAGCCAAGUGUGUGGGUAUAGGGGAGGUGGACGGCUCCAUCUGGAACCCCAAUGGGAUCGACCCCAAAGAGCUGGAGGAUUACAAGCUGCAACAUGGCACAAUUGUGGGGUUCCCCAACUCCACCCCCUACGAGGGAAGCAUCCUGGAGGCGGACUGCAAUAUCCUGAUCCCUGCAGCCAGCGAGAAGCAGCUCACCAAGGCCAACGCACACAAGAUCAAGGCCAAGAUUGUCGCUGAAGGUGCUAAUGGCCCCACAACCCCUGAAGCAGACAAGAUCUUCUUGGAGAGGAACAUCAUGGUUAUUCCGGACCUGUACUUGAACGCUGGUGGUGUGACCGUGUCUUACUUCGAGUGGCUGAAGAAUCUGAACCAUGUGAGCUACGGCCGCUUGACCUUCAAAUACGAGAGAGACUCCAACUACCACCUGCUCAUGUCUGUCCAGGAGAGUCUGGAGAGGAAGUUUGGGAAGGUUGGUGGGACUCUUCCAGUUGUACCCACAGAAGAGUUCCAGGCCAGGAUAGCUGGUGCUUCCGAGAAGGAUAUUGUCCACUCCGGCCUUGCCUACACCAUGGAACGGUCAGCCAGGCAAAUCAUGCGCACUGCCAUGAAGUAUAACCUGGGAUUGGACCUGAGAACUGCCGCUUAUGUCAACGCCAUCGAGAAAGUCUUCAAAGUCUACAACGAGGCUGGGCUGACUUUCACAUAAAUGCCUGUUUAUCUGCCCUCCUCUCCGUCAGACCUGGGACCCCCACCCCCAAACCAACCCAAUGCAGCCUUUAUAACAUAACGUAUCAAGUUUACAUAUUGUGUAUCUGUACUUAUUUACACUAAAUGUAACCAGAGAACCAUCCCUGCUUUGUGUUCUUAAAGUUCCUUAGAAGUGUGUGUGUAAUAUUAUAUAUAUAUAAUUUUUUAUUUAAAAAAAAAAUAAAUUGUGUGAUGGUUAACUAGCAUUUUGAGCAUGCCCCAAGCUAAACUGCAAACUGUACCCCACCUCAUGUUUAAGAAAGAUGGAUACACUCUAAUUUUUAUUGUUAACCUGUUCUGUUUCUGACUUCUUUUUAAGUAUUAUUCCUCCUCUCUGUCUUUUUUUAUCAUUCUGUUCUUAGUCGGUAUCCAUGGCAAAACAUGUGUACCAAAAGGGCUGCGCCACUGUUAACACAGUGGUUAGCUGUACCAAAGCAGGUUGGGAAUAACGCAGCUUAUAUGGCUGGUGUUUCUUGAAAAAGGAGCUCUUUUUUUUGUUUUGUUUUAUGUUUCGGCCUUUUUGCACAGUGGGGAGGACAGGAGCUUAAACAAUAAGCCCAGUUGAACCCCAAUACGAAUAGGAGAUGCAGAUUGAAUUAAUACCCAGUGGUGCUGUGAGCACUGCACCACUGUAGAUCAACACUGGUGAAUUUGGACGUAUUGUAUGGUAGUAUACAAUCUCUUUGCCAAAAGUUAGUUCAUGGCAAGGUUUUAACACAAUGCCAAUUUUGUUUUUUGUUGUGUGUGUGUGGUUUUUUGUUUGGUCUCUGGUUUCACGGCUAGUGUCCAAAAAGUAAUGCGACAUUCAUUUUGCCUGUAAUAAUGCAUGGAAAUUUUCCAAAAAAACAAAAUCUACAUAAAUUAAUCCACCCACCACCGUCUCCCUAAGGUUAUCAUGCAAUUUCAAGAUCUUGAUUUGAUACAGUGGUGCCCCCACACCCCCCAAGUCUUAAUCACCAACCACUUCAGAACGGCUUCUCAAUCUUCUCCAUAGUAGUAACGCUUUUGCAUUUUCUUUUUGGCUUUCCAUACAAAGAGAGAGAAAGAAACGUAAUAAAGGACUCACUCGGGAACCAGAGUUUUGUUUUGUUUGUUUUUUAAGCUGCCAUGUGAGCCUUCAUCUCCGAUCUGCCUUGAGAUGGAUGAUUGGUUAAUUUGUACUGCCAUUUCUCAAACUAAAAAUACAAUUUAUAGAAGUUAA
Acipenser ruthenus (sterlet) is the source of this 3379-nucleotide messenger RNA. Its product is annotated as glutamate dehydrogenase, mitochondrial. Lineage: Eukaryota; Metazoa; Chordata; Actinopteri; Acipenseriformes; Acipenseridae. Gene Ontology annotation, molecular function: L-glutamate dehydrogenase (NAD+) activity. The record is from RefSeq and is a predicted model, not a curated record. The transcript has 13 exons. Gene Ontology annotation, cellular component: mitochondrion. The coding region runs from base 503 to 2137 and encodes 544 amino acids. Gene Ontology annotation, biological process: L-glutamate catabolic process.